AUUUACAGAAAGGGGACCAAGCCCUUCCGUGAAAGGCCGGAAGGCCAUCGUUGUGCUGCAAGAAGAACGAUCAGACCCCCGAUUGUUGUGUUGGAUUGCAGCGACUUGCGAGUGUUGAACUAUCAGACCCCCGAUUUUCGAUGGGAGAAGAAAAUUUUGAGGACCGAAGAGGAUCCACCGAACAACAAGCGGAUGAAGAAGAAGAAGAGGUCGAUUUUGAGAACCGAAGGGGAUCGGCCAAACAACAACCGGAGAAAGAAGGGGAAGGAAAAGGAGAGCUGAACGUUUUCGAGUUUCUUGAUUCGGUGGAUAGCUAUCUGAUCCUACUCGACUCCUUAUCUUCAAUUCUCCGCCAGGGAUGGCUGGAUUUAGCUAGUGCUCGACAUUCCAUGGGUGCUUCACGAAUCAACAGUGCCUUGAUUGACCUCAAACACCACUGUGCUGCAACAUCUUUGCAAGUCACCCAAGAGGAUGUUGAUUCUACAAUGAAGAAACCAAACUUUACUCUGUUCAAAUGGGUCUCCCCUGAUAAUCAGAAAUGCUUCUCUGAGGAAACAGAAGUUGGCAAGGAUGAGUUGUUACUAAGCAAAGCAACUAAUCCACAGCUUCGAUAUAGGGGAACAUCUGAAAUUCAGGAGAAAAGACCAGAAAGUAAUGGGCGUACACUCACAGUCGAUAAUCAACAGAUUCAAAAGGAACGGUUCAAAUUACUAUCGAUGUUUGGGGCUUUGGUUUCUCCAAAGCUUCGAGCUGCCCAACUUUCAUUCGAGACAGCUUUGGAUACCCUUGUAGAAAUAGCAAAUAUUCGAUCAUCAAUGCUGUCUGCUUAUAAUCAAGUGCAGAAAGAGAUGGAUAGAACAAGAGAUUGACAUCAAGCCAUGUAUUUAUUUCUUUCCCUUUGCUUGAAGAACACUGGUACCAGCUUCUCACUGAUAAAACAAAUACGUUGUCAGGACAUCCCUGCUUUUUGACAGAUUGUAAUUGUAUUGUAUGGUGUACGAUUGAGUAGCUGGAUUUAGAUGAAAAAGAAAACUAUUAACUCCGAUAUUCAUGUUUAUACAUUAUCAUUGACAUAUUGCCACCUUAUAUUUAGAUCAUUUUUGUUUCUGAGAA
Diospyros lotus (date-plum) is the source of this 1113-nucleotide messenger RNA. RefSeq lists its product as uncharacterized. Bases 141 to 869 code for a protein of 242 amino acids. Lineage: Eukaryota; Viridiplantae; Streptophyta; Magnoliopsida; Ericales; Ebenaceae. Gene Ontology annotation, cellular component: extrinsic component of endoplasmic reticulum membrane. The record is from RefSeq and is a predicted model, not a curated record. The transcript is spliced from 6 exons. Gene Ontology annotation, biological process: vacuolar proton-transporting V-type ATPase complex assembly.